AUGCAGAUGCUCCCCAGUCGAAUUGUCCGGGCAUCGCCCUUUCGAUCAACCACCCUCGCGGCAGCUCGACGACUACCGAUCGUCCAGCAGCGAAGCUUCAUUCCCCCCUCGAUCAAUUCUAAGGCCCUUACUGAGGAGAAGUAUCCGGAUCCUGAGACUCUGACCGAGGCUGAGGAUCCAGGCCAGAACGGCGGUUACAUCAACCCGCCCCGGAUCAAGCGACAGUUCCGUGACCCCCAUGCCGACUGGUGGGACAAGCAGGAGAGGAGGAACUAUGGCGAGCCGGUGCACGAGGAUCACGAUAUCCUGGGAAUGUUCUCGCCAUACGAGUACACGUGGAUCUCUCCCGGCAAGGGACUAUUGCAGAUCGGCGCCUUCAUUGUGACCGUGUUCGGACUUCUAUUUGUUGUCAAGGCUACAUAUCCCGACCGACCGUCGUACCCGCGGGAGUUUGAGGGAGGUCUGCAAAAGGAGCUGGGCGGGUUGGGAGCCAUCGGGGCGAGGAAAAUAGGCGACCCGGAGCCCUUCCAAGAAGAGGAGCAGGAAUAA
Messenger RNA from Phaeoacremonium minimum UCRPA7, 549 nucleotides. RefSeq names its product putative nadh:ubiquinone oxidoreductase subunit protein. Lineage: Eukaryota; Fungi; Ascomycota; Sordariomycetes; Togniniales; Togniniaceae. Gene Ontology annotation, cellular component: mitochondrion. The transcript is spliced from 3 exons. The record is from RefSeq and is a predicted model, not a curated record. The coding region runs from base 1 to 549 and encodes 182 amino acids.